CUUAAUGCACCACAUGACCUCGUUGCCGUGUCCCGUGACCAGCUCACGUGAAUUUCGACAAAUUCAAACGUUUUUUUUUCGGUGCUGAGGAAUGGACAUUUUGGAGCAACAACUCGAACAACAGGAUGUCAGCACCGUGAAGAAUGACGGUGGUGGCACGACGGGAAUCGUGAUAGAGGAAGCAGAGAUUGUGGACUGCGAAGGAGAACCCGUUGGAGACGAUGAAAUGCGUUAUCCAGAAACUUUAGCAUACCGAGUUGUUCAGGUGAACGGUACAGCAGCUAUACAGUCGGCUAAUGAGAUAGAGAUACCUGCAUCGCAACCGGGGAAUAAUACUGUACAGGUUUUAACGUCACCUUUGAAUGGUCAGUUUUAUGUUAUCGGGAAUGCCAACGAUGUCUUUACUACAGCUCAGACUUCAAGAUCCUUGGUGCCAAGAACUGCUACGUUGCAGAUAGAAACCCCGAGGAAUUGCACUGCUGGCUUAAAAAAGAGAGACGAUAGGCGGAGAGCAACGCAUAAUGAGGUCGAGCGUCGGCGUAGAGAUAAAAUAAAUAAUUGGAUUACAAAGUUGGGCAAGAUCAUCCCUGAUUGUAAUACUACAACUAAUACCACCGGUAGUAGCGGCAGUGGUAGCGGAGAUGGGAAAACUAAUUAUGAAACUCAGAGUAAAGGAGGUAUCUUAGCGAGAGCUUGCGAGUACAUAGGAGAAUUGCGUGCAGCUAAUCAAAGUCUAAGCCAAUGCCUGCGAGAUAACGACAAGCUACGGCAAGAAAUCAUAUCAUUGAAACAAGUAGUUACUCAAUUGAAACGCGAUAAUCUUCAACUCAGAUCGCAAAUAUCGUCUUCGUCCCCGACCGAUAGUACCGACGUUAUACAUUUGAGUCCUUAAGCUUCCUCUAAUUCGUGAGUCAGUAGCUCUUUCUGUAAAUAUUAGAAUCUAUGAGUUGUGUCUUGUCACACAUGGGAAUCUAAUUCUAUUCUUUUCUCUGAUGACUGCACCAGUCUUACCAAGAGUUUUAAGAUAUCUUGAUUUUUUUCAGAAUCAAAUUUAUAAUAUAGGUAUUUUUAGUAAUAUAGUCAUAAUUACACAUUUAUACUAAACGAUAUC
Messenger RNA from Mycetomoellerius zeteki, 1111 nucleotides. Its product is annotated as upstream stimulatory factor 2. Gene Ontology annotation, molecular function: protein dimerization activity; DNA-binding transcription factor activity, RNA polymerase II-specific; RNA polymerase II cis-regulatory region sequence-specific DNA binding. NCBI's taxonomy places the organism in Eukaryota, Metazoa, Arthropoda, Insecta, Hymenoptera, Formicidae. Gene Ontology annotation, biological process: regulation of transcription by RNA polymerase II. The record is from RefSeq and is a predicted model, not a curated record. The transcript is spliced from 5 exons. The coding region runs from base 92 to 892 and encodes 266 amino acids.